AUGCACUCGCCAGUCUCAUCCCUCAAGUCGUCCCCGCUGAGCUCCUUUGCCGCCGCCGUCAUCGCGGCGCUCCUCGCCCUCACGAUCCUCUUGCCGGUUGUUCGCACGAGCGUGACAGCGACGGCCUCGCUCGUGGUUGAGGUCGCUCGAGAGCACCAGGCCUCUCUCUUGGCUGCAGACGUGUGGACGCUCACCUGCGUCGGACUCGCCGGCUUCGCUGCUCAGCUGGUCGACGGUUCUCUCGGCAUGGGCUACGGCCUGACCUCCUCUUCCGUCCUCGUCGCCGCGGGGCUCAAGCCAGCGACCGCCUCGGCCUCGGUGCACCUGGCACAGGUUGGCACGACGCUCGCCUCCGGCCUUGCGCACCGCCGCGCCGGAAACGUGGACGAGGCGAGCCUCAAAAAAGUUGCGCCGCCGGGAGCGAUGGGCGCGCUGGCUGGUGCGGCGCUUCUCUCGUACACGCCGGCGGCGACGGCGCGGCUCCUCUCGGCGACUCUUCUAUUCGGGCUCGGCGCGAUUGUCGCGCUGCGCUUUUACCGCAUCGCGCCGCGCCGGGCGGAAGCAGCGGGCGCCCCGUCGGCCACCGUCCUCCGGCUAAUCGGACUUCUCGGCGGCUUCGUUGACUCGACCGGCGGUGGAGGGUGGGGUCCCAUCGCCACGUCUGGCCUCCUUGCGGGGAGCUCGCUGCCCCCCUGCCGCGUGGUCGGCACCACCAGCGCGUCCGAGUUCUUCGUCACCGUGGCGGCGGUCGCCGGCUUCUGCGCGACUCACGCCGGAGGCGGCGGCGGGCACGGCGCCCGCCUCGACCUGCUCGCCGUCCUUCUCCUCGGUGGCGUCUCGGCAGCACCGCUCGCACCCCGUCUCGUGACUUGCGCGCGACCUCGCAUGCUCGGCGUGUUGAUUGGAGGCUUUAUCAUGCUGACCAACAGCAAGACUCUCCUCCACGCGGCCGGCGCGGGCGAAUCGGUCCGAAGCUGUUGCCAGGCCGCGCUGCUGGCCGCCUGGCUCGCCGCCCUGGCCUCGGUCCGCCGCCACGCCGAUGACGAGGAGGCUCCGGCCGGCAAGGCAGGCCCGCAAGACUAGCGAGCAAACGUCGAACCCUCUCCUCCCCUCGCGCCUCGGUGCGGACGCGCGUGAAGGAUUCGUGUCGGGGGUUACUCAGUGGACUGUGAUGGAGAGGGGGGACGACACUUCUUCAGCGUUGACUGUGAAAGUGAAAGAAAGAAAGC
This is a messenger RNA of Emiliania huxleyi CCMP1516, 1229 nucleotides long. RefSeq lists its product as hypothetical. Lineage: Eukaryota; Haptophyta; Isochrysidales; Noelaerhabdaceae. Bases 1 to 1083 code for a protein of 360 amino acids. The record is from RefSeq and is a predicted model, not a curated record. Gene Ontology annotation, cellular component: membrane. The transcript has a single exon.